GUACCCCCAUCCCGCAAUCAGCUGUUGUGUAUACAGACGAAGUCGUCCGUGUGCGUCUGUUCACUCGAAAACCUCUCUCAACAACCAUGGUCGACCAGGCACAACACCGCAUACAAGAGGCUAUGACAACCCUCAUAGAUGACCUUGAUAAGGAGUACCUUCGAGGAAUACAGAGAUCAAUGCAUUUGUGUGCUGCCGAGUGUUGUGAUAGAAAGGAUAGUUCUGUAGAUCAGGUUCAUCGGUGUAUUGAAAGCUGUUCAACUCCACUAACUCAAGCUCAGGGAUUUGUGCAAAAUGAACUUUCACAAUUUCAGGAGCGGCUACAACGCUGCGUAAUGGUCUGCCAGGAUCGUGUUCGGAAUCAAGUGACGGCAGACACUUCAGAAUCACAGGACUCCUCCCAGCGUGGUUCAUCGUUUGCCAUGGCCAACAGUGCAGGGAGUUUCAUGCGGCAGGCAGCUCUAGGGAUAGGAGGGGUUACUGUAUACAAGGCAGAGUUCGAGGGAUGUGCCAUGAAAUGUGUGGAUGACCAUAUCAGCCUGAUGCCAUCCAUAAAGAAGAGAAUUGCUGGAGUUCUCUCGAAAAAUACCUAGACAUUUUUUCUUUUGUUUUUGUUUUUUCUUUCUUUCGUUAACAGGAGAAUAUUGUGGCAAAGGUAGUUGCAAGUCAGGGAAAUCAAGUUUCAAUUCUUCUUUGAAGCUAUCUUAAAAUCUUUUUUCCUCUUGAUAUUUUUUGUAGUUGUUGAUAUAAAUUAACAUUAUCAUUCUCCAUAGUUUUAUUAUGAUAGAAAAUGCAUUAGUAUGGUUUUAUGAUCAUUUAAGAAAUUUUUAAAAUUCUGGUUUACCAUGUGUUGGGAGAGCAGAUUGUUGAUUGCAUUGCAGAUGCAGUGUUGUUGCAAAAUGCUCCAAGACGAGGGUUGAUUUUAUUUCAAACCUGGUAUUGAAAACUGUGUGUAGUAUAUGGGUUUUGACCACCUUUGUUUAGAAAAAUGUAAGAACUUGUUUAAACAAUGAAAAAUAGUACAAGAUUUAUUGGAAUCUGAUAA
Penaeus vannamei (Pacific white shrimp) is the source of this 1045-nucleotide messenger RNA. Its product is annotated as protein FAM136A. The record is from RefSeq and is a predicted model, not a curated record. NCBI's taxonomy places the organism in Eukaryota, Metazoa, Arthropoda, Malacostraca, Decapoda, Penaeidae. Gene Ontology annotation, cellular component: cytoplasm.